AUGGAGAACGCUACGGAUCAUGUGAAACAGAAGCCGGCCUUCACACUGAAGAGAUUUCAUAUGUCUGAAGAUUAUGGUUUCCUUCUUCCCAAUCCAUUGAAAGAACUUCCUCCUUUCUAUAAUCCAUGGAUGGAGAUUGCUCACAGGUUGGUUUACUUGAUUGAGAGCCAUCAGCUUCGUUCCCAGGUCAACAAGAUGCCUCUACUAAGCUGCCAAUACCUCCAAGGUCACCGAGAACUCUAUUUGGCCCAUAUGGUCCUCAGUUUCAUCACAAUGGGCUACGUCUGGCAAGAAGGUGAAAAAGAGGUCCCCAAGAUCUUGCCACGAAACCUGGCCAUCCCUUUUGGAGAAGUCUCUGAAAUGCUAGGUCUGCCUCCUAUCCUGGUCCACACAGAUUUUGUUUUGGUGAACUGGAAGAAAAAAAAUCCCCACGGGUGUCUGGAAAUUGAGAAUCUGGAGCCCAUAGUUAGCUUGCCUGGAGGGACAAGCACAGUUGGGUUCAUUCUCGUCAGUUUCCUGACUGAGAAAGCUGCCGCACCAGGACUCAAGGCAAUUGCCAAGGCUGUGAAUGGACUUCUUCAUCCAGAUGACAAAAUCCUGGCUGAAGCGUUACAAGAAGUGACAAACACACUUCAAGAAAUGACCCAAACUCUGAAGAAAAUACAUGGUAAGUUGUCCACUGGUCCUCUUUUGUGACGUCCUUUUCUCUUUUUCAGUUGGAAAGAUAACCCCGUGUUACCGGAAGGGCUGCUGUAUGAAGGCCUUUGUGAACAGCCUCUGGCGUAUUCUGGGGGCAGUGCGGCCCAAAGCUCCACCCUGCACGCCUUCGAUGAGCUGCUUAGUAUCCAACACCAGAAAGAAAGUGCUGCAUUUUUGCACAGGAUGAGAAAAUACAUGCCUCCUCAUCAUCAAGCCUUCAUUGAAGAAAUCCAAUCUGUCCCUCCACUGAAGGAUCAUGUCUUAUCUUCUGGAAACAAAGACCUUCAGUCCCUAUAUAACAAAUGUGUGGCUGCUCUUUCCGAGCUAAGGACCUACCAUAUCACCAUGGUCACCAAGUACAUUGUCAUCGCAGCUAAAAAAGCCAAGGACAAACUGAACAAAAUUCCUCAAACCACAAGUCCUCCAUCUUUCCUGGAAGGGGUAGGGACUGGGGGCUCACGGGUUCUGAAAUUCUUAAAAAGUGUCCGGGACACAACAAGAGAAGCUAUGGUACAACUCUAA
Messenger RNA from Protobothrops mucrosquamatus (brown spotted pit viper), 1221 nucleotides. It is a transcript of the gene IDO2, whose product is annotated as indoleamine 2,3-dioxygenase 2. Gene Ontology annotation, cellular component: cytoplasm. The transcript is spliced from 9 exons. Gene Ontology annotation, molecular function: heme binding; indoleamine 2,3-dioxygenase activity; L-tryptophan 2,3-dioxygenase activity. Gene Ontology annotation, biological process: 'de novo' NAD+ biosynthetic process from L-tryptophan. The record is from RefSeq and is a predicted model, not a curated record. NCBI's taxonomy places the organism in Eukaryota, Metazoa, Chordata, Lepidosauria, Squamata, Viperidae.